Messenger RNA from Daucus carota subsp. sativus, 882 nucleotides. RefSeq names its product methyl-CpG-binding domain-containing protein 4-like. Gene Ontology annotation, molecular function: zinc ion binding; DNA binding. NCBI's taxonomy places the organism in Eukaryota, Viridiplantae, Streptophyta, Magnoliopsida, Apiales, Apiaceae. Bases 132 to 650 code for a protein of 172 amino acids. The transcript has 2 exons. The record is from RefSeq and is a predicted model, not a curated record.
GUAUUUAUAUAUAUCAAAAUUGGGAAAUCAAGAAUCUACAAUAUUAUAUACUAUAUACUGGACUGUUCCUGUUUCUUGGAGUGCAGCAAAGCAGAGGGAUAGAGACUGUGUGAAGAUUCAGAGUUGAGAAAAUGGUGAAGAAUGGAAAGCUGGGGGCUUGUUGGUCUUAUGUGUAUGCUGUACAGUGUAAAGAAUGCCUCAAGUGGAGGCGGAUUCCAACACAAGAAGUGUUUGAGGGGAUUCGAGCUAAUGCCACAAAAGAUCCAUUUGUGUGCAACAAGAAGUUAGAGGUAACAUGUGAUGAUCCUGCUGAUAUCGAAUACGAUUCAUCGCGAACUUGGGUCAUUGAUAAACCAGAUGUUCCCAAGACUCCUCCAGGUUUUAUCCGUGAGGUAAUCCUCAGGAAGGAUUUCUCAAAAAUGGAUGCUCACUACAUCACACCUGAGGGUAAGAGGCUGAGAUCUUCAGUUGAAGCCGCUACGUUCCUUGAAGAACAUCCGGAGUACAACCAAACAAUUUCCAUUGCAGAUUUUAGCUUCAUAACUCCAAAGGUGAUGAGUGAAACUAUACCGAAGGAUUAUGUAAGGAAGCUGGGUAUUGAAAAGAAGAUUGUCAAACAAAAUGGGAAGAAAUUAUUCGGAUCAGCAUGAGCUAGAUGAUGUUCUAGAUUUGACCGUUCUAUGCUAGUUUGUCGAUGGGUCUGUACUUGCGCUGUCCACCUAAACAAACAACUUGGUACUUUGUUAGCUUCUCGUAGUGUUUUAUUAUAUUUUGCCCUCCGUAGUUAUGCAUGCAUAUGUUAACUUUUUGUUUGCUUUAUGAAGAGUACAUUGCUUUAUUUCUGUGGCAUUAUGAAAUAUAAAACAUAUGUUAGGAAUGGUA